Molecule: messenger RNA, 2920 nt
Organism: Ziziphus jujuba (common jujube)
Lineage: Eukaryota; Viridiplantae; Streptophyta; Magnoliopsida; Rosales; Rhamnaceae
Product: putative pentatricopeptide repeat-containing protein At5g13230, mitochondrial
Exons: 2
Coding region: 10-2511 (833 amino acids)
Biological process (GO): RNA modification
Molecular function (GO): zinc ion binding; protein binding; RNA binding
Source: RefSeq, a predicted model, not a curated record
AUAAGGUGCAUGAUCAAAUUAAUUUGCAAAAGAACGUUGCCCUGUAUAAAUUUCGCAACCCAGUGUAGAACCAACGCUUGGAUUCGCAUUUCACAAUGUGGGUUCUCUGCACAAGCUCUCCAGUUGACUCAACAACAUUGCACGAGCUUUGUAGAGAUUCCCAUAUCAGACUUCGAUUCUUAUGCAUACGCUGCUAUGCUUCAAGAUUGUAUCCAAAAAGGUGACACCAAAUUAGGAAUGCGACUUCACUGCGAGAUUCUGAAAAGAGGUGGUUGUUUGGAUUUGUUUGCUAGGAAUGUUCUUCUGAAUUUGUAUGUGAAAUCUGGCCUUUUUUCUUAUGCCUAUAAAUUGUUCGAAGAAAUUCGGGAAAGAAAUACUAUUUCGUUUGUAACUUUGAUUCAGGGAUUAUCAGAGUCUGAACGUUUUUUUGAGGCCAUGGACUUGUUUGUUAGGCUGCAUAGGGAAGGUCAUGAGCUUAAUCAAUUUGUUUUUACUACGAUUUUGAAGUUGCUUGUGAGGAUGGGAUGGGCAGAGCUAGGUUGCAACCUUCAUGCUUGUAUAUAUAAGCUGGGACUUGACUCUGAUGCCUUUGUUGGGACUGCUCUUAUUGAUGCCUACUCUAUAUGCGGACAUGUUGAUAUUGCUAGACAUGUUUUUGAUGAUAUUAUUUGCAAGGAUAUGGUUUCUUGGACUGGAAUGUUAGCAUGUUAUGCUGAGAAUGAUUAUUUCAAAGAAGCAGUAGAGCUUUUCUAUCAAAUGAGGGUGAUUGGUUUCAAGCCUAACAAUUUUACUUUUGCUGGUGUUCUUAAAGCCUGUCAUGGUUUGGGUGCCUUAAGUGCAGGGAAAAGCGUUCAUGGAUGUGUAUUAAAAUCACAUUAUGAAGCGGAUCAUUUUGUCGGUCUUGCAUUGCUUGAUCUGUACACCAGUUCUGGAGACAUAGCUGAUGCUCACGGGGUGUUUGCAGAGAUGCCCAAAAAUAAUGUGAUUCCUUGGAGUUUCAUGAUUGCACGUUAUGCUCAGAGAGACCAGUGUGAGGAGGCUUUAGAUGUGUUCCAUCAGAUGAGGCAAGCUUUAGUGGAUCCUAAUCAGUUUACAUAUGCUAGUGUUCUGCAAGCUUGUGCAACCAUAGAGGCUUUAGAUUUAGGGAAGCAAAUACAUUGCAAUGUAGUCAAAGUUGGUCUUGACUUGGAUAUUUUUGUAUCAAAUGCCCUUAUGGAUGUCUAUGCUAAAUGCGGAAUGAUGGAGAACUCUGUGAAACUAUUUGUUGAAUCACCUGAUAGAAAUGAUGUAACUUGGAGCACAAUGAUUGUUGGGUAUGUUCACCUAGGUGAUGGAGAGAAGGCAUUGAGCUUGUUUUCAGAUAUGCUUAGAUAUCAAGUUCAGGCAACAGAAGUGUCAUAUUCUAGUGCCCUUCGUGCUUGUGCUAGUAUGGCUGCUUUGGAGCCAGGGCUUCAGAUCCAUUCUUUGACAGUUAAAACAGUAUAUGAUAAGGAUGUUGUAGUCGGUAAUGCUAUUAUUAAUAUGUAUGCUAAAUGUGGUAGUAUCAAAGAUGCCCGAUUGGUGUUUGAUAAGCUGAACAAACGGGAUGAAGUUUCAUGGAACGCCAUCAUCUCAGGGUAUUCUAUGCAUGGCCUGGGUGUGGAGGCUAUAAAAGUAUUUGAAAUGAUGCAGAAAACUAACUGUAAACCAAAUAAAUUAACAUUUGUUGGUGUAUUAUCCGGUUGUAGCAAUGCAGGAUUGUUAGAUCAAGGACAAGCUUAUUUUAACUCUAUGGCACAGGACUAUGGCAUUGAACCUAGUAUAGAACACUAUUCUUGUAUGAUCUGGCUAUUAGGAAGAUCAGGACACCUAGAUAAGGCUGUGAAGUUGAUAGAAGAAAUACCAAAUGAACCUAGCAUAAUGGCUUGGCGUGCUUUGCUUGGGGCUUGCGUUGUCCACAACAAUGUUGAGCUUGGAAGAUUUUCUGCUGAGCGCUUGCUUGAAAUGGAACCCCAAGAUGAUGCCACACAUGUCUUAUUGUCAAACAUAUAUGCCAGUGCAAGGAGGUGGGAAAAUGUUGCAUUUGUUAGAAAAAACAUGAAAAAGAAAGGAGUAAAGAAGGAACCAGGUCUAAGUUGGAUUGAGAUUCGGGGCACAGUUCACUUUUUCACUGUAGGAGAUACUUCUCAUCCUGACAUGAAACUAAUCAAUGGGAUGCUGGAGUGGUUGAACAUGAAAAUAUGGGAGGCUGGAUAUGUUCCUAAUUGCAAUGCUGUUUUGUUAGAUGUGGAGGAUGCCGAAAAGGAACGCCUAUUAUGGGCUCACAGUGAAAGAUUAGCUCUAGCAUUUGGGUUAAUUAAAACACCAUCAGGGAGCCCCAUUCGUAUUAUUAAAAAUCUCCGUAUAUGCAUAGAUUGUCAUGCCGCAAUGAAGUUGAUAUCUAAAGUUGUGAAGCGAGAUAUUGUUGUCAGGGAUAUAAAUCGGUUUCAUCACUUUCAGGAUGGGGUUUGCUCUUGUGGUGACUACUGGUAAAAUGGUGAUUAAUCUGCUUCAUUGAGAUCUAUAAUUUCUAAUGGCUAAAGUGCCGAUCUUAUUGAGUUACUCUCUGUCAAAGAGGAUAAAGAGGGAUAAAGAUUAGAGAGGAUAGUGAAAGUUAUUCCUAUUUUCACAAAUCCAGCGAUGGGAAAGGCUUGCUCAGGGAUCAAAGAUUCCCACUCAGAGAUUCUGAUAAGGUUUUCCAUCAAACAUUUUAGAACUUGCCAGGAGAGAAGCUUUUUAAAUACAUUUGCCUGCUAAGUUGCUAUCUAUCAACUACUCCUCGGCCUGUAAUUGUUCCUAUUGGAUUCUUUUAGGUGUUUUAGUUUUUAUUGUGUUCAGUGGCAAAAUCAAAAUACCAAAUAAUAAUAAUAAUAAUAAUAAAAUAAAUCAAAAAUUGAGUGAC